Molecule: messenger RNA, 10396 nt
Organism: Mandrillus leucophaeus (drill)
Lineage: Eukaryota; Metazoa; Chordata; Mammalia; Primates; Cercopithecidae
Product: ligand-dependent corepressor
Exons: 8
Coding region: 559-1860 (433 amino acids)
Biological process (GO): regulation of transcription by RNA polymerase II
Cellular component (GO): nucleus
Molecular function (GO): DNA binding
Source: RefSeq, a predicted model, not a curated record
AAGCGUGAGGUGGAGAUGGGGGCGGAGGGAGCUGGAGCUGUCACAGUCCCCGGGUGCGCCUGACCGAGCCAAGUGGGGUGUCAUGGCCGCGGGGGGCAGCGGCUGCACUUCCUCAGCGGGCGGCGGCGGCCGGGGAGUUAAUCCUCGACGCACGGGUCCCGUUUCCCUCUGUGCGGCGGCCGGCGGGACCAUAAGGGCUUAACUCAUAUAUUUAACCCCCCUCCAAAAAGGUUUGAAAGUAUUCUUGAAGGGCUGUUUGGACCUGCAUUAUUAAAAGAUCUCAGUUUAUUUAAAGACUGUGAACCUGAAAGCAUUUCUGAUUGGACUUUUGAUGAAAACUGUUUAUUCUGUUGCUUGAGAAGAGAUAAAGUAAAGGGACACUUAGUCGGUCUGGAUGAACCAGCUUCGGGAGCUGGGCAAGAAGCUCUGCUUAAACAAGAGCAAGCAAAAAUCAUUCGAUUCGAGAGACAAGCAGAAGAAUUCCUCAAUGCAGUCUUUUAUAGAAAAGACAGUCCCUGGGUCUCCGACCCCAGUAUUCCCCUAGUGGCCCGUGAGAUCAUGCAGCGAAUGAUCCAACAAUUUGCUGCUGAAUAUACCUCAAAAAAUAGCUCUACUCAGGACCCCAGCCAGCCCAAUAGCACAAAGAACCAAAGCCUGCCGAAAGCAUCUCCAGUCACCACCUCUCCCACGGCUGCAACUACUCAGAACCCUGUGCUCAGCAAACUUCUCAUGGCUGACCAAGACUCACCUCUGGACCUUACUGUCAGAAAGUCUCAGUCAGAACCUAGCGAACAAGACGGUGUACUUGAUCUGUCCACUAAGAAAAGUCCAUGUGCUGGCAGCACUUCCCUGAGCCACUCUCCAGGCUGCUCCAGUACUCAAGGGAACGGGCGACCUGGGAGACCCAGCCAGUACCGCCCAGACGGACUUCGGAGUGGUGAUGGGGUACCUCCAAGAAGCUUACAGGAUGGAACCAGGGAAGGUUUUGGACACUCCACAUCACUCAAAGUUCCACUGGCUCGAUCCCUGCAGAUUAGUGAAGAACUACUGAGCAGAAACCAAUUGUCCACAGCUGCCAGCCUUGGGCCAUCUGGAUUACAGAAUCAUGGACAACACUUAAUAUUAUCCAGGGAAGCCUCUUGGGCAAAACCACAUUACGAGUUCAACCUCAGCCGUAUGAAGUUCAGGGGAAAUGGUGCACUCAGCAACAUCAGUGACCUUCCUUUUCUUGCAGAAAACUCUGCUUUUCCAAAAAUGGCACUUCAAGCAAAACAAGAUGGAAAAAAGGAUGUGAGCCAUUCAUCUCCUGUAGAUUUAAAGAUACCACAAGUUCGAGGAAUGGAUCUUUCUUGGGAGUCUCGCACUGGUGAUCAGUACAGCUAUAGCUCUUUGGUAAUGGGUUCACAAACGGAGAGCGCGCUUAGUAAAAAAUUAAGGGCUAUUCUUCCAAAACAAAAUAGAAAAAGCAUGUUAGAUGCUGGACCCGAUUCUUGGGGCUCAGAUGCUGAGCAGUCUACCUCUGGACAGCCAUAUCCCACAUCGGAUCAAGAAGGAGACCCUGGCUCCAAGCAGCCUCGGAAGAAAAGAGGGCGUUACAGACAGUACAACAGUGAGAUACUGGAGGAAGCAAUCUCAGUGGUUAUGAGUGGAAAAAUGAGUGUUUCCAAAGCUCAGAGUAUUUAUGGGAUUCCCCACAGUACACUGGAGUACAAAGUAAAAGAGAGGCUGGGCACUUUGAAAAACCCUCCAAAGAAAAAGAUGAAAUUAAUGAGGUCGGAGGGGCCAGAUGUUUCUGUAAAAAUUGAAUUAGAUCCCCAGGGAGAGGCAGCACAAAGUGCAAAUGAAUCAAAAAACGAGUAGGAAUACUGUAGAGUGCCAAUUACUGUACAAACUGGGUGAGCACUACUGCAUCAUUGUUCAGCUAUCAUUGCUUGCACAUAAUUUCAUUUACUGUGACACUUGUUUCUUUGCAGAUUUUGCAUUGACUUGUGUGUACAGAGAUGAAAUGUGCAUUCUGAAUGUUGCAUAUUUUAAAUUUUUCAUGUGCAGUAUGGCUCGGAAUAUGUUUGGCCUUUUGCAUGUUUCUCUACAAAAGAGAAUUGAGUUACCUCACAGAGAACAGAUACAUGGAAGUGGACUCCUUGCCUGUAGAGCCUGCAUGCUUUUUUGUUUUGUUUUGUUUUUUUGUUUUUUCUUAAGUUAUAUUUGUUUUUACUUUUUAAAAAAGAAGAGGAAAAAAAGCCCCCUUUUAGAAACUACGUCUGUCAUACUGGGAGCUUUAUCACUGCAAAUUGGAAAGCCAUCUUAUAAUACAAAAUUACUCACAUUUUUCAUCUACGAUUCAACUAAUUGAAGGAUUAAACUAAAGAAAAAACUAAGAAGAACAAUGAACCUUUGAAUUUGAGAAAUUUGGUUAUUCACUGACAUAAUUAUUGGGUCAUUUAUAGUUACACUUUAUGAUUUUCUUCUCACUAUUAAAUUUACUUAACAAAUUAGCAAGCUAUUAGUGCUCACCCAGAGGGGAAGGCGGUGGAAAAUGUGCACACACUACCUUCAGAAAUGCUUCAGUUAAUUACUUUGAACACUACCUUUGCUGUAAUUUCAUUUGAGAUUUUCUAAGGGUAGAAUUUGGUCUCACCAACAAGUGAGGAUAUAGCCUUAUCUCAUGGAGGACGAGCUCCGUAUUUACUCAGGAGCAGUCAGGGUACAUUACAUAAAACAAUGGAGGAUGCCUCAUUUUAGCAAACUAGGUUUCUUUGUAAUCUUCAGUCCUUUUACAGAAUUGAUGUGCUAACUGACUGAGUAUCGUUGAAGCAACUAAAUUAAGAUAUUCAAGAUCUGUUUAUUGGGGAUGGGAGAAAUAGGGAAAGAAAUGUGUGUAACUAAUUAUGAUAUUGCAAAAGUGAUACUUAGAUUUUACAGCCUCAGUAGUCUGCCCAGUAUCCACGUUAAUGAAGGAUCCAUGUUUGUAGUGAGAGAAGAAAAACAACCCCAAGGUAACCUGAUAAGAUUUAGGAUGCAUAUCAGUUCUAACAAUAAUUCAAUCAGAAGUCAAACUCAUUGGAAUUCCUUUUUUAACUGAUCCAAAUACUAGUAGAAGGGUGGGAGAGGUUUUUUUUUUUUUUUUUUUUAAUUUUGUUGGUUAGAAUUAUUUUCUCUUUUUUUGGCAUCCGACAUAAUACCCCCUUCUUGACUUUUUCUGAUAAUUAGCUGAUAUUCGUGGUUGUUUAGCACACAGUUCAGGACCUUUGAGAUCAUGUUUGUAUAAGCACUCCUUGAAGAAUAUCUAAGCUUUUUUUGAGAUGGGCUUUUAAAAUGAAAGUAAGGAAAGUUUAUUUUCUGCGGUUUUUGCAAGAAUAAGCAAAGCCCAUGGAAUUUAAUUUUUCAUUGUGAUCAGAUUACUAUUUGUGCAAAACAAAAUCCACACCACAUACACUGUAUAUUCUAAUCUGCUGAGAAAGGUGGUCAGGCCCUUCUAAAUGCUUAACCAAAAACAAACAUUGGAGUUUCAGUAUGUAAAAUAAAAUUAAACUUGGAGCGUUGGUUAGAUGUUGAUUUCAGAUGGAUACUAACAGUUUGAGGGGAGGUCCAGAUAUUUCCAAGGCAUAAAUUCUUGCCUGGAAACUUUGGAGCAACUAAUUAAAUUAGGUUAAGUUUUCCCUCAACACACCUUUGUGUGUUCAAAGGUUAGGCACACCAUUGCUGUUAUUAAAAUACAUGUACUGCUCAUUCUUGACAUAGCUUGGGUGUGGGUUCCUCUUGAUUUGGUUAUUUUGUGUAGCAGUUUAAUCAGUGGAUAACUGAGCCUGUUUCCCCUUAGAUUUCUAGACUUCUUAACAGAAAAAACAGUUUGGGUUCAGUAGCAUUUUAUAAUUCUACAAUAUUUUGUCACCUAGCUGGAAGUUGCAAUAAAAAUUCCUUUUGAAAUGUAUGGUUUUCAUCUGCAAUUGAAGGAAAUCUUAGAAAGUUUGCUGAAAGCAAAGGACUAAGCUUAUGAAGGAACGCCUCCUUUGUUACACACUUAAGAAUUUGUCAGCACACAAUUAAUUGCAGCCAUAGUACCUUUUUGUGUAAUGUUUGGGAUAUUCAGUAGCCCAGGAUUGCUGCAAAAAGGUUCUUUGAGAAAAUUAAUUUGUGCUUGCUUUUAUCCCCUCUCAGAAAGACAUCACUAAAGGCCCAUUAAAAAUCUGGCCCUAAAAGUUCAACUUUUGUAGAGUUUACUGUUCAGAGAGGUUUAAUCCUAUGUGGUAGUCUAUAUAAGUGAUGUAUGAGUUGAGUUAUGUAAAUUUUGUCAUUGUAGUGUACAUGGAGUGAUCAUUUUACUAACAUAAAUAUUUUCUAUGUGUGUUUCAGUGGAUGACAAUCGAGCAGCAGAAGAAUGGUGUGCCUACCCUUUAAUGCUGCAGUUUAAAUAAGAGAACUUGUAUUGUGUCAUUUCAGAUUGUAGGCUGAGAGUUGUAAAUAGUGAAAAUUUGAGUACUUCUAUUAUUUGUUUUGGUUAGAAAGUGAAUUUAAAAAACAAACCAAACUCUAAACUUUCUCAGAUUAAAAGUCCUGAGACCUGAAGAUUGUAAUAUUCAUGUCUGUGAAGCUUUUAAACAUUACACUUGAGAUCAGUCAUGACUUGAUAUUCAGGUAAAUUUUCUUUUCCAAGAAGCUUUUGAAUAAGCAUAUUUCCUCCAAAGGUCUCUCUCUUUCUCUCUCUUUUUUUGAGUGUAGAUUAUUUUAAAGCACUAAUUGCAUUACAUUGGUAACUGCAAUAUAAAAUAGCCAUUAUUGUUUUGUGAAGCAUGGUUGAAAUUAGCUAGUGGUCCCUUUUAAAUUUCAUGAGCCUCUCAAAAAAGAAAAACUUAAAAAAAAAAAAAAACAAAAAGCUGCUGGAAUAUUUCGAAAGAUAUAUAUUUUACCUUAUUAUAGGUUUUGUAAAGUUAGUUUGUAAUAUUCAGGUGCACUUUUAAUGUUAAAUUUUGUGUUCAGAGUUCCAUUAUACCAUGUAUUUCUCGGAGGUGGCUCAUCACACGGCUGACUGGCAGUCUUGGUGUUGCAGUGAUUCCUUAAUAUUUGAUUUAUAUCUUGAUUCGCCACUAUUCUGUAUUGGCACUUUCAGUGUAGAUAUUCUGGUUUGGGGAUGUCCUCACAAAUGUGUAAUAGAGAUUGGUCUAUUAGCACGCUUAAUUUCUGCUAAUCAGAGUUUUGCAUGGCCCAAACAACAGUUGACCAUUUUUAUGGUAUGGGAAAGUGUAGUUCACAACUGUCUUUGUCAUGAAAGCUAUUUUUCCUCACAUUUUCCAGUAGGCAGAUAACAUUACUUAAAUUAUUAAUAUAUAACACUCUUGGAACUAUUGAUAGGAAAUAAUGUAUUUAAAAUAAUUUUUUGCAUUUUCAGAGAACCUUGAUAUUAUAGGGUAGAUACGCUAUGGCACUAUAAAAUCAAAAACACUAAUUCUGUGCAAGGAUAUCUAGUUGGUAUUUUUAUUUUUAGCUUUCUCAUUUCUGAGACAGCGUGGUCAUCCAGCUUGACAGUAAUGUAGUAUAUUACUUUGGUCAGUGGGCUUAUAAGUGACUCUGAAUUAUGUUUGUGAUGAGCUAUACACUUUUUUUCUGUUCCCCAAAUACCAUGAAGGACAAGGUCACUCUUUCAGGAAAAAUAAUUUAUAUUUGUGUAUAAUACUUUUUAAUAUUAAGUUUGUUGUUCUGAAGUUUAGAUGUUGCUUGAUAAACCUUUGCUGCAGCAGAUCAUGAAUAUGAGUAAGGCUUUGUGUGAUAAUAGGGGUCCUUAUGUGAAGUUAAUUACUGUUCAGUUCUGGUGAGCAAGCUCAACAAGUGUGAAGUGUGUAUUAGCUUUAUUUGGUACACUUUUACUUUAUGAUAUUGAAGUGCUUUUAGAACUCUGGUUAUCUUAUAUAAACCAUUACCUCAACCAAUUGGCAUUUCUUUUCCCCAACAUUUAUCUUAGCUAUAGUAUGAGCUAUGUGGGAUCAGAUGGUAAAAACUAUAAAAGGCACAAUGAGAAGUUUAGUUCCCAAGUUUCGGAGAGAACUCUAAAUUAGACUAAAAACAACUACCUGUUAACACCAGUAUCAUAACUACCUUCUGUCAUUAGGCAGUACAUAGCAACCUUUGAGCUACUAGUGAGCUAUCUGUUCUCCCUCUACCCCCAAGUAAGCACACAGUGCCAGGCCUGGUUCUAAGCCUUUGUGAUUCUCUUACAUCUCAUUGACCCAUAAUAGUGAAGCAUGGAUUCAUUUCUUUUCAUAAAACAAAUUGAGUCAGCUCGAUGUCAGAAGCUGAAAAUAUUUUGAGUAGUUAUAGCAGUUAUAUGACAGAUUGGCAUCAUUUUCUUUAACAGCUUUUAUCUUUGUAGAUUUCCUUUUGAGACCAUGUAUUUUUGCUUUUAUAAUUCUUUCAUUAAAUUGAGGUUGUUUUCAUAUUAACCAGUCUUUUCUGUGUAUUCAGGUUGCUGUCAUUGGUGAUAGAAUAUGGCAAUAGACAGAAUUGUGUUCCACUUUAUGUUUUAUAGGAGAUAUUGAAAGUUAUACGCUAAAUUUUGGCCUUCUUGAGGAUAUCAAAGAUUGUUUUCCUUGUUACCUUUAAUUAGAAUUUGGUCUUCAUUAAUGCUUUGGUCAGGCUAAUAUUACUAAAAACUUGAUGGCUUCAGCAGAACAGCCCAUUUAGGAGACUAUUAAGCUAUCUAGGAAUUUUUUAAAGAAAAUUAAUUGCUUUCAAAAUCUGCAAAGGAAAAACGUAUAAUUGUGGUACAAAGAAGACAGAACUCCAGGCUCUUUCUUCUUAGUUUAUUUUGGUUUAAUUCUGUACUGGAGACUUGAAUAGCAUUUGUGAACAUGGUGAUGGGAAGAAAAAUAGAGGACAUUAUUUGCGUAUCCUCAUUCCUGAAUAAUCUUGCAGUCACCUUUUAAAGAAGCAGACGUUAGCCCUGUAACACAGCACUGUAGCUAUAAGCCCUAAGUGUUCGGAAGGAGAUUGGGUGGGGAGGGUGGAGUAGGAUGGAAAAAGCAUGUAGACUUCUGAGAAGAGGCUAAAAAUUCUGCCCUGUAAUACUAAAAGUGAGUCACAAGAUAAUGUGGUGAAGUUAGGCCAUCUUGAUUUGAUAGAAAAAUCUUGUAGAUUGUUUAAAAAUGAGAAUCGAGGCUAAUUAAUGUUGAUUUGACAAUAGAGCAUGAGCUAAUUCUGCAGCUGUUUGGGGGGUAAUUUUACGGUUUCCAGUUCAUUUAGAGCUGUAUCAAGAAAAGCUAAAAAGCAAGCACUUUUAGUUAAUCAUAGAUUUAUUGGAUGUAGCAAAUAUUAUUAUAAUAUUUAAUCUCUAUUAUUUGAAUGUGGAAAUGAACUUUUUACCCCAUCUUGAACUGUCAUUGAACAUGCUCAAGAUGAUCAACACUGGAAAUGACCCUACACACAUACCAAAAAAAUCUAAAGCAGUAAGACAUAUUUGAAGAUCCAUACCUCUUAAACUUUUUAGAUUUGUCUUGGGAAAGAAUUUAUGAACCUGUAACCAGUAUUAGUGCAGUCUUGGGUUCCUUGUUCUGCAUAAUUGCACCCUUUCUCAGGUAUGUCCUGACAACAUAAAUUUUAAAAUAAUCUCUUUAGAGAUUAGAUUCUCAGUGGAUAGUGUGUAAGGGGACUAGGGGUGGGGGGCUGGGGGUAGCUGGACACAGGACACUGACACAGUAGAGCAGGGAUUUUUAACAGUCAGUAGCCAAAUAGAAUUUCAAUCUACAAUAUUUUUACCCCCUCAGAAUGAGCGAAACAACUUCUAUUAUUUGGUAUGCCCGGUGCUACACUCCUAAAAGUCUUUUUUUUCAUCCAGGUGGCUUUUUUUAUUUUUCCUGCUUGGUGGUGGAAGGUUAUAUAGUAAACUUCACUGUCACUAGGAAAGCACUUGUCCAAAAUGUUUAAAGUACUAGAAAAGGGAUAAUUCAGCACUUUUUCUGUUACAACACUAAAGUCUUAAUUUAUCUUCAGAGUCUUAGGUACUGUAAGUUUUAGGAUGAUUAUUUAGAAAUAUAAAACAUACUACAUAAUAUGGAGUCAGAUCACAUUUAUAUAAAUCUUAUUUUAAAAAAAGACAAUAACAUUUUGUACCUUUCUAGCAAUUCCAAGUGAUUGCCUCAUUUUCUCUUAUUAAGCAUUUCAAGCUUAAGAAUUUGGAAUUUGAGAGAAGGUGAGGAGAAAGAUUCCCCAAAAUAAAAAUUUGUUUCAGACCAUUUUAGAAAAAUAAAUCACUAGGAAAAUGGGUAGGGAUUCUCUCCCCCUUUAAGUCUUCAGGGAAUGAGCAGUAUUUAGAAUCUUUGGCUGAAAUUCAAGCCUUUUUACUUUGUAAAUUUUUAAUAUUAAUUCACUGACAUGCUUUUUACACCAGAGGACUGAAAAUGGAUCUUAACGUUUUUAAGUUGUGGAAGGGUAUAUUUCUAAAACGAGGGGGGGAUGAUUAACUAGGUUAGUAUUACCAGCAUUAGUAAGUUUAAGGAAUUUUAGUAUGUAAUAGCAAAGUGUUUGAUUAAAAGUCUAAUCCUAUAUUGCUAGUCGAAAUUAGUUACAUUCUGAUCUAGGAAUGAUAAUAGUCAUUGGAUAUUGAUAUGCCGUGCUGUCAGAAAACCAGACUAAGAUAGAAACCUUUAUCUGAUUCCCACAUGUUGCUUGUUCUGAUGGGAUGUAUACUUUACAGCAGCUUAUUGCUGCUUUGAAAAAAAAUGUAUAAACUAUACAUUUGGAGUGUUUGCAUAUAAUUCUUUAUAACCUCCACUUAAAGCUGUCAGACAUUGGUAUUUUAUCAGUCCAUACUGUUUAAUAAAACUAAUGUUCUUAGGAAUCCAGCUUGUACACACUGUUUAAAAACCCUCAGGGACAGUUUACACACUCUUCUCACUCAAUUCAGGUACUUUGAUGCUAUUCUUAAACCUAACAGUGACUUGUAUUUUUCUGUUUUGCUUUUAUUUCAACGUGCUGGUAGCACAUCUGAUGAAUGUCAACUUUAAAAACUCAGUUCAGGUAUCCAGGUAUAACUCAGCCAAACAGAUUUUAAAGCUGCAUAUAACUCUCCAGCACAUGGUGCCUCACACUCUUAUAGUGGCAUUCUAUAUAUUCAGUUAUUACUACUGAGCAGAUAAUAUGGGGGUUCCUGUUAACAGUGUAUUUUUUUUUUAAAGUACAUAAAUGUAUAGCCAGCACACUACACACACACACACACACACACACACACACACACACAGUUAAACUAUGUAUUUUUAAAUGCCACUAAUAGCCAGCACAACUAAAAAGACAUUCCUAACUGCUCUGUAAGCUGUUAACAGAUGCAGUUCCUUCUUGAUGUGGCUCUUGCUUCUUCACGAUAACUACUACUAAAUUCAAGCACUGGUCCUUGGGUGUCUGACCUCUACAUUCUAGUUUAUGCAAUGUCUUUAGAGAAUUUUGUGCACUGGCCACUGUGAUGGAACCAUUGGGCCAGGAGUGCUUUGAGUUUAUCAGUAGUGAUUCUGCCAAAGUUGGUGUUGUAACAUGAGUAUGUAAAAUGUCAAAAAAAAUUAGCAGAGGUCUAGGUCUGCAUAUCAGCAGACAGUUUUGUCAGUGUAUUUUGUAGCCUUGAAGUUCUCAGUGACAAGUUUUUUGAUGCGAAGUUCUAAUUCCAGUGUUUUAGUCCUUUGCAUCUUUAACGUUAAGACUUGUCUCUUAAAAUCGCUUUUGUUUUCUGCAGUACUAUCUGUGGUUAACAAAAUAGAUUAUUCCUCUGCUUUAAUAUUUGAUAUCUUACAUCUAAAAUAAAUUCUCUCCACAUAUAAAACCCAUAGUCUUUGGAGAUAUGGAAAAUGGCAUCUUUCAGAUUUCUAGAAGUUCAAGUGUCAUACAACUAAACAGGAACCCCCUUUACUCUUAUGGACCUCAUUUCAAUAUACUGUUUACAGUUUGAUGGAAUUGUAUAAUUUAAUAUUUCUCUUGUACUGUAGUUUAUAUUUAUUUACAGAUUUUUUUUGUACUGUGUGAUUUGAACUUUUUGUUCCUCGCUAUGAUCAAUGUUUAUGUAGUAGAGCACUUAUGAUCACAAAUUAAGUUUUUUGGUUUGAUUGCACUACAUUAAAUUUUUUAAUGCAGUUCUGAUUUUUGACUGGACUAAAACUGUGUCUUAAUGUAUGUGAUGAGUACUUAAAAUUUUAAUCCAUGUGGUCCCCCCUCUUUUUUUUUUUUUUUUUUUUUUUUUUUAUUGUACGUCUAUAGCGCUAGUUCUUGCGUGCAGGUGUGAGAUUUAAUCGCUCCAUUGUCUAAUUUGACCAUGACAUUUUGGAGAAACAUUCCCAGCUGUAAUGUUGUGUAUGGUAGUUCUCACUGGAUGCUAGACUUUGCAAAACCACUAUUCUUCUAAUAAAUUUUGUUGUGAAAAACUGUU